This is a messenger RNA of Papilio xuthus (Asian swallowtail), 1227 nucleotides long. RefSeq names its product negative elongation factor A-like. Gene Ontology annotation, cellular component: NELF complex. The transcript has 4 exons. Bases 168 to 1118 code for a protein of 316 amino acids. Lineage: Eukaryota; Metazoa; Arthropoda; Insecta; Lepidoptera; Papilionidae. The record is from RefSeq and is a predicted model, not a curated record. Gene Ontology annotation, biological process: negative regulation of transcription elongation by RNA polymerase II.
AAGCGCUAUUUUAUGGAAGCGGCCGAUACGCGUGCUCUCUACAUCAGUAUUUGAUGCAAACUGCAAACGCCCGGGCGGUGCAUUUUGAGGCGUCAUUCGUCACUUCGUCAGUUACCGCUCAGGACGCCGUUGUUCUAGACGUCUCGGAGUGCUACUAACUAUCCAAAAUGUCGAGUCCGAGUCAAUCAGCGCCGCUGCUGGUGAAUGGCGUGCAGUCCCCGCCCGCGCAGCUUGACGUACCCGAAGCGCAGCUCGACGUGCUCGAAGCGCAGCCCGACGUACCCGAAGCGCAGGCUGGCCUGCUCGAAGCGCAGGCUGGCGUGCCCGACGCGCUGCCCGCCGUGCCCGACGCGCUGCCCGCCGUGCUUGAAGCGCAGCCCGGCGUGCCCGAUGCGCAGCCCGACGUGGCCGAAGCGCUGCCCGCCGUGCUUGAAGCGCAGCCCGGCGUGCCCGAUGUGCAGCUCGACGUGGCCGAAGCGCAGCCCGACGUGGCCGAAGCGCUGCUCGCCGUGCCUGAAGCGCUGCUCGCCGUGCCUGAAGCGCAGUCCCCGGCGCAGCCUGCCCUCGCCGCGCAGAAUGACAUGCCUGCCCAGCCAAACGUGCCCGCUGUCCCCGAAGCGCUGCCCGCCGGGCCCGAAGCUCCACCCGCUGUGCCCACCACGCACGCACGAGCUCCCGUACCAGUCGCGCCUGUGAAUGGAGAGUCAGUGCCGCACGCGGAGCACGACCAGCCGAUACAACCAGCGCCGCCGCAACCGACGCCGGCACCAAGGCGCACAUUAUUUCUUUCGCAGGCACAACUGCUGGAGGCACAGGAAAUGUUCCGGACCGCGAACCGCGUCACAAGACCUGAAAAAGCUUUUAUACUCGGCUUCAUUGCUGGAUCAAGGGCUUCUCCUAAUCCUGAGCUGGGUCAUAUAAUAUCGAUAAAACUCUCAGAUAAUCACGAGAAUGUGAUGCAAUCUGAUGACACCUUCAUCACGAUGGUGGCGGAAAUCCACUUCCAAAUGAAUUUCAGCACUGGUCAAUGGUGUCGCGUCAAGAGGUACCGGCCACUAGAGGGCGCUGUCCCACAAAAGAUAAUGCCCGGCUUCCCUAUCAACCAAAAUGGCAAUUAAAAUUAAACAAAAUUAUUGACGGUUGUUUCUUUGCCAAUAUCUAUAUGUAUUUAUACUACCUGUGCCCGCGGCUCCGUCCGGACGACUUCUGUCAUCUGGUAGCAUUUUA